AUGGACCCAGAGCUCCCACACUACGCCCGCACACACUCUACCACACUACGCCGAGACCGCCGGACUAGUGCGGGCGCGAAUUCGUUCAGCUCCAGUCCCUCGCUGUCUACCCGCACGCCGGUGGAGCAUUUAUAUCAUCUCACGAGCUCAAAGGGCCGCCCUUGGUUGACUCUCAAGGUAAUAAGCAAUGCACCGGCAUCUACCUUUCUUCCGUCUUUCUACGAAGGCGAGCCGAUUAAGGGUUCUGUGACGCUGGACCUCACGAAGGAAGAGUCUAUCAAAGCCAUCUCUGUACAGGCCAUCGGUGAGAUGACGUCCUCGGUCACAGAAAUCCUGAACUUUGUGCAAGUAUCGGAAACUCUGUGGAAGUCAUCCGCGCCCCCAGAGCCGUCAUCCCCGAGCGGGAGCCAGAAUGCUAGCAAGCUCGUAGGGGAACAUAGUUGGCCAUUCUCAUUGACGUUGCCUCCCGUAUGCCAAGUGAGGCUGCCGACUGCCACAGCAGAGACUUUUCCCCUUCCGGGUUCCUUCUCCGAACGGCUAGCAAGAGUCCACAUACAGUAUCAAGUGAUCGCAACCGUUCACCGGAGCCGAUUUCGCGUAGACAACAGUAUUAGCACCAUCAUUGGCUAUAUCCCCAUUAUUAGGCCAGAGGCGCCUUCGAUAGCGCGACAGAUUGCCUACCUCGAGAAUACGCCAUUGCCCGGACCGGAAGCCGAUCCAGAGGGAUGGCACUGUCUUGAGCCGCUCCAAGUUCGAGGCUCUGUCUUCUCCACGCGCGAGGUCGAUGCGAAAUGCACGUUUGCAUUAGCCAAGCCGCUCACCUACACGCGCGGGAGCGUCAUUCCAUGCCUGAUGACCGUGGAGACGACCGAUCCCCAAGCCCUGGAUCUGCUUUCCUCGCCGCGUAGCCUCGUUGUCCGAUUGUUACGGCAGAUCGCGACGGGUGAAGCUUCCCUCUCUGUGACUCCACUGGGCGGAAAGAGGCUUCCCGGCCUUGAUUACGAGCGCGCAGUCCAGGGGCUCGCGACCGCCGUGUGGCGGCCUGACAGCUCGCGGAACCCGCACAAGCGUGUCCUACAUGGCGAGAUCCAUCUCCCUUCAAUGCUCAAGCCGACCUGUCACCUAGGCAAGUUCGAGCUGACCGUGAGUGUAUCUGCUCCAGUGGAUUCUCCCGCGUUCACCCAAGGUUUCCCGCAUGCCAUUGUGGCGCAGUAUUCGGUCGCGGUGUACGCGCCCAAGGCGGUAGCGUUCCAACCGGAUGGUGACGCUGAAGCGGUUCUUCAGCAGCUACCUGUGGUCAUUGGGACGGCGUACGCGGCAGGGCCCAGGCCAAGGAUUUAUUCGCCUCCAGCAUACGACGACGCCAGCUCAAGAGCUUCUGAAUUUCUCAUCUUCCGCUGA
Molecule: messenger RNA, 1401 nt
Organism: Dichomitus squalens LYAD-421 SS1
Lineage: Eukaryota; Fungi; Basidiomycota; Agaricomycetes; Polyporales; Polyporaceae
Exons: 5
Coding region: 1-1401 (466 amino acids)
Source: RefSeq, a predicted model, not a curated record